GUUGUCAUCACGUGACAGUGAGGUUGCUCGAUCCUUCUGGAAGGUGACACAGUUUGAUUGCGUGUUUUGUCAGCGUAUAUAAAAUCCCGGAGGCUGAGUAUGAAUCAUAACUCUGGUUCAGAAAGCUUCUGGGAUCAAACACGCUGGACACAGUUCUAUUUUCAAGAUGCUGGUGAGCGGUUUUCCGUCGUGCUAUACCAUUCCUAUUGACUGGUUUUUUGACAAGAGUGUUUACAACAACAACGCAUGUGAUUGUGAAACUUGUGAUGAAGAUCGUGCAAUUAACGUGGACUGUGACACGUUUUACCUGAAUGUGAACAACAACAGCAGCCUGUCAAGGAAACGGAGAGGUAGACAGACGACUUUCCAUCGAGUGUGUGCUCACCCAUGCCUGCGCUUGAAUCUGUCCGCAGUAGAACGGGAGGAAAGCUUCGCAACUGUGUUGUCACCCGCUGGCGUGUGGCGCUUUCGUGGUGGAGCGACCACCUCGUCUUCGUAUAGUGGACAGUCGGACUCUGGGAACGGGAGAAUGGGAACUGGGGCUUCGAGUUCUAAGUCGCCGUCAGUCGUAAGGUCGUCAGCGAGAGAAAAUGACGAAGCACCUCCGCGACCUCAGAUGCCAGUUAGGGGAGAGCAAAUGGUCACUUCUCCACUUGUGGGAGGCGCAAAGCAGACAGUAAACAAUAAGGCAUCUUCAACUGCUUGGAAAAAGAAGGGUCAUUCAGGUAAAGAUACAGUGAUAGCCUCACACUCUAGUAAGGACAAGCCAGAUGUCAGUACUUCUACAUGCACGUGUACUCCACCAUCUCACAGAAGAAAACCAACUAGUCCCCCAUCGUAUGAAGCUUAUGGUUCUCUAACAGCAAUCUUUAAGGAAGAAGGCAGACAGCUGGACUAUGUGCAAGGGGACGGAAACUGUUUUUUUCGUGCUCUGAGUAAAGAAAUCUACGGGUCAGAGGACUGUCACUACGAACUACGUCAGACAAUAGUUGACCUUAUGGCAGGACACAGGGCGGAGUUUGAACAGUUUACAGACACAUGCACUCAGUCAUUUGCUGAUCAUGUGGAGGAGAUGCGUCAGUUUGCAGUGUGGGCAACAACUGCAGAAAUAUAUGCAGCAUCCACGCUUCUUCAACGGGACAUUUAUGUUUUCUCUCCAGAUCAUACUGGCAAUCAGUACAGCUGGCUUCAUUUCUCUCCUUGUUUUCCUCAUUCCAACAACAUCACCACAUCUUGUCCACAGUGUUACAUCACAGUGUGUCACACAAAUGGUAAUCACUAUGACACAGUGACUCCCCUGAAUGGCUCCUGUAACUGUUCAUUACCUCCCCCUGAGCUGUCAGGAGACACACAGACUGUGGGCGUGACGAAGGAGAGCAGCUCUGCAUCGCUAUAUGCCCUUAGCGAGUCUGAUGAUAGGUUAGAUAGGACAAAGAGACCAGGGGAGUAAAACUGGCUUCAAAGUUUCAAUUCUUUGCACUGUAUUGUGAUCUCUUUUUUUUAUUUUUUUAACUGGUUGGCAUCCAUUAGUUAUUUUCAUGUACACAUGGCGCGUAUGUUGGGCUGAACUAAUUUGCACAAAUUGAUCUGGUAAGUUGAUGUUAAAUGAUGCCAAUGGCCAAUGUAGACAAUUGUACACAGUUUUAAGAUAUAAUCGUUACUUUAUAUACAUAUAACGGUGGCUUUUAGUGUCUUUUUGAUGUAGACUGCAUGCACAACCGUGUUUUGUAGACAUGCCUUGUGUUAUUUAUGCAAAUUUGAAAUUGUGCUCAUAUAAUAUGACAAGUUUACCGGUUCUGAUAUUAUACUUACAUGUUUAGAUUAAUAUUGGUUAUUAAGCUGUCCUUUUUGAUGUGUGAUGAAGAGUCAGUCUGUAAAUGCUAAUGUGAAUUAGUGAAUGCUAAUAUUUUUUUUUCGGGACAAACUGUAUAAUGUAUGCAGGGUAUAUGUAUUUUUUUGUUGUUGUUGUAAAUAUGAACAUCGUAUUGUAGAUUAAUUAAGAACUUCUCUUGCAAAUCCACGUCUAUGCGUUGAUCCCAGUGCUGUGAUAUAUGGAAGGUCUUUACAUACCUGAAAGUAUUUUACAAAUGUCUAUAUUUGUUAUAAAUAUAAAUGCUUAUUUUGUACCAACAUAUUUUUAAAAUCUUGAAAUAUAAGCUACAGUAUUUUAAACACUAAUGCUUGAAUUUUGACUGCCUUCUUCAAAAUGACGCCCAGCUCAUUGAUAUUGUACAUGUAUCACUGUUCUCAUACAGUGAUGUUUUCAGGUUGCAUUACUUUUUCAUGACAUAAUUCAAUUAAAGCAAAACACAUAAACUACCAAUUGCUUUUACUCAAAAGGUAAAAUUUUCAUAUUGUCAUAUUUCCAGUUGAUAAGUCUUGAUGAAUUCAUGUAAU
Molecule: messenger RNA, 2397 nt
Organism: Liolophura sinensis
Lineage: Eukaryota; Metazoa; Mollusca; Polyplacophora; Chitonida; Chitonidae
Exons: 1
Coding region: 167-1450 (427 amino acids)
Biological process (GO): protein deubiquitination
Molecular function (GO): cysteine-type deubiquitinase activity
Source: RefSeq, a predicted model, not a curated record